Molecule: messenger RNA, 690 nt
Organism: Gilbertella persicaria
Lineage: Eukaryota; Fungi; Mucoromycota; Mucoromycetes; Mucorales; Choanephoraceae
Exons: 4
Biological process (GO): protein localization to vacuole
Cellular component (GO): vacuolar membrane
Source: RefSeq, a predicted model, not a curated record
AUGAUUAAAGGACGUCAGGGCAUUGAUGCAGAAAUGGAAGAUAUCGAAAACCGAUUGACAGCAACCAGAGAAAGACAGCGCGUAUUAAAAUCAAAACAUCAUAAACACAGACCAGCUAGAGAACAAAGACAGUUGGAAGAAUUAGAAGACCAAGAGAGAAUUUUAGCAAGACGAUUAAGAGCUAUUCAACAAGAUAAAUCUAGCCUUAUUCAAAAGAUUCUAUUAUUUCUUCGACCUUUUGAGUUGUGUAGUGUGGACAAGAUUGCAUUUUCAUUGUGUGGUAGUCAAUGUGGAUAUGUGAUUAAUCACCCUAAUUUAUUCAAUCCAAUUAAUUAUAUCUUUGUCAAACUGUCCAAGGUUUUCUUGCUUGAUUACGUGUUUAUGGUAAGCCUCAUUCUGUAUUUCUUUCUAGCCACGAUGACUGGCAUUAUUGAGAUUGGAAUUCGGUUUCUUUGGAUCACACUCUACCGUAUCAAGAAGGGUUCAACAGCACCUCAGGGAUUACUUGUCUCAGCUGUCUUGUUGACGCUGAGUUUACUUGCAUUAAACUAUACCAUGACAACCACCGUUGCCCCUGGAUACGCACAUUUUGGUAGCCAAGUCUAUUGUAAUCAUACCACACUGACCGGACAGCGUGACUGUACAGAACACAAUGAAUUCAUUGUUCAUUGUAAUGUGUACGGACCAACU